This is a messenger RNA of Symbiodinium natans, 1248 nucleotides long. The record is from the annotation of a GenBank genome assembly. Lineage: Eukaryota; Dinophyceae; Suessiales; Symbiodiniaceae.
AUGAAGAAACCUGCAGCAAAGCCUAGCAAACAGAAGAAUGCUCCAGAGGUUGCAGAGCCUCAGCAGAAGGCAGCAAAGUUGACCCCCGAACCGAAGGAGCAAGCAAAGCCGAAGAACGAGAAGAAGGAGCCCGAGAAGACACAGAAAGCUCCCAAAGCAAAGACAAGCCCCAAGGCCAAAGCUAAGGGCAAGGCCCUGGCCAAAGCUAAGGGCAAGGCCCUGGCCAAAGACAAGGCCCAGGCAGUGAAGAAGACGAUCGAGAAGUCUAAGGGCAAAAGCAAGGGCCAAAGCAAGGGCAAAGGCAACACGACCCAGAGCAAAAACACAAAGGGCAAGAACAAGGGCAAGAAGCCGGCAUCCGGGCCACCCAAGCAACCCUCGGCGGAUGAUUGGAAAGAAGGGCUGCUGAUCGACGACAAUCAGGAGGAGCAGCCGGAGGAGGAAAGCCCCCGUGAGAGCGAUGAUUGUGUGUGCCCCAACGACGGUUCCUUUGAGUUGCCUGCUGAGACGAAAGACCGUUCGAAGAACAACAAGUUCCUCAAGCUCCUGCAGUCAGGGGCCCUUCCGGAGUGGCUUCGCUUGGAAUGGGAGCGAAUAAGCAAGCUUAAAACGGGUCGCACAGAAGCCCAGAGGCGACUCGUUAACGGUGCAGUCGACAGAGAUGCCGUGUCGGGCAAGUUGGCCUUGUGCUUGCAGAAGCCUAUGUUCAGGCAACUCGAAGAGAACUACACCAAGACCGUUUCCAGAGAUCGAGACAAGACAUUACCCAAGACCUUGCUGAUGGGCAAGUUCAAUUUGUCGCCGGAGAUGUUCGAGAAUGCACUUGCAGAAGGAGACAUCGUGGAGACAGUCAACAAGAGUGGCAAGAAGGUUUAUGCUUGGUCGGCCGAUGAGCAUGUUAUCGAGAAGGGCAAGCAAGCUUCUCUGAGUUUGGAGUCCGAAAAGAAAGCCACAGCGACCGACAAGAAUUGGUUUGCUGAGGCGAGCAAGGACUGGAAGAUCGGCCUGUUUCAGAAGGGGAGCAGCAAUGCCGGUUCCAGUUCCUCAUCCACGAAGGUGCUUGCAAUCCAGGAUCGAGUUCCUACCGAUGCACCCUUGAAUGAGGCCCAGUGGAAGCAAGCCCAGACCCAGCUUUCCCAGGCCAUGGCCAGUUUUGAUCGUUUGCUCGCCGGUGCAAAGAAGCUUAUCGGCAGCAUGGGUGUCGAGAUGAAAGACGACGAGCUUUACAAGUCGAUGAUGCUUGCAUGA